CUCAGUUACACCAACUGUAACGCCUUUCACUUAGUGACUUCUUCAAUCCUUACCAAUCGCUUGACGCGAAGUCCAUUCUUUCAAUAAAAUGCAGUUCACAAAGUCCCUUCUGCUGCUGGCAGCCCUCACCACUGGCUCCCUUGCACACCGCGUGCACGGCCACGCAAGACGCCAGUCACCCUCCUCCUCCGCCACUGUGUCUGCUGUUCCCUCCUCCUCCGGCUCUGCCAGCGGUGGAUCGUGGACCGCCACCCCUGCCAGCGGAUCCUACUCGACUGCCGGAUUUGGCUCUUCCACUGCCAACAGCGGCUCUGACAUUACCUACCAAGGUAAUGUCGGCAACCCCUGGGGUAGCAAUAUCAUUCAGGUGUCGGAGAGCGACGCCUCGAACUACAAGUACGUCGCCGCCAUCUCGGGCCAGAAUACCGAGCCGUGGACGGUUGUCUUCUGGAACAAGUACGGCCCUGACGGCAAGAUGGACGGUUGGUACGGCAACUCCGCCGUAACUUUCACCCUCAACGCUGGCGAGACCAAGUACGUUGCCUUCGACGACGACACAAAUGGUGGCUUCGGUGCUGCUCCCGGUAGCCUCCCCACUGACUCCGACGGUGGAUACGCCUGCACCUGGGGUGAAUUUGAUUUCGGUAGCAACGGAAACUCGGGCUGGUCCGGCUUCGAUGUCUCCGCUAUUAUGGCCCAGAACGCUGGUCUCACUGUCCAGGGCAUGAAGAUGUGCGACGUCCUCGGUGGUACCUGCUCUACUAUCACUACCGGUGCCGCAUCGGUGGACAAUGCUUAUACCACGGCCGAGACUGAUAUUGGUGGUAUCGGUGGUAACCUCUCUGGUGACGGCCCGGUCCGUAUCGCUGUUACUAUCGACUACAGCGGCUAA
Messenger RNA from Aspergillus caelatus, 892 nucleotides. Its product is annotated as putative allergen. Gene Ontology annotation, cellular component: extracellular region. The coding region runs from base 89 to 892 and encodes 267 amino acids. Lineage: Eukaryota; Fungi; Ascomycota; Eurotiomycetes; Eurotiales; Aspergillaceae. The transcript has a single exon. Gene Ontology annotation, molecular function: IgE binding. The record is from RefSeq and is a predicted model, not a curated record.